This is a messenger RNA of Oncorhynchus keta (chum salmon), 4749 nucleotides long. RefSeq names its product NADPH oxidase organizer 1-like. Gene Ontology annotation, molecular function: phosphatidylinositol binding; protein binding; superoxide-generating NADPH oxidase activator activity. Lineage: Eukaryota; Metazoa; Chordata; Actinopteri; Salmoniformes; Salmonidae. Gene Ontology annotation, biological process: superoxide anion generation. The transcript is spliced from 8 exons. The record is from RefSeq and is a predicted model, not a curated record. Bases 48 to 1625 code for a protein of 525 amino acids.
AGAGGAGACCAUUACCAACGAAAAGAAAUAGGUCAAUAAUCUCAGACAUGGGAGACCAGAUGCGCUAUGCCAUCAGUGUCCGGAUUAUUGGAGUGAUGCAUAAAGAGGCAUCUAAAAUCAAGAUGUUUAUGACCUCUGUUCUGUGGUCUGAUGAGAGUGAAGUCAUUGUCUACAGAUCAUUAUUGGAUUUUAAGGAGUUUCAUAGGCAAUUGAAGAAGAGGUUUCCCCUUGAGAAUCCUUUCCGCAAGAGAGACAGAGUGAUUCCCAAAUUCAGAGCCAUAGCUAUGAGGAGAAAGAUCCAGAAGAAGGAUCCUAGUUGGUCAAUGCGUCGGAUGAAUUUACUGGAAAACUACUGUAGCGAGCUGCUCAGGUGUGACCCGGUGGUGAGCUGCAUUUCAGAGGUCACCCAGUUCUUCAUGCCCAAAGACCACGACCUGCAGGCAGACUUCACCAAAAACAGCGUCAUGAUCCUACCAUCGGGGGAUGGGCUGGAGGACAUGAGCGGGCAGCGUCUGAGCCUGGGCAACGUGACACACCCUUUUGUGAGCCAGUCUUACUGCUGUGUGGGGCCCUACAACACCAAGGACACUAAGAACAGGCCCUUUAAAGUGGCCUUGGAUGAGAGGCUGGAUGUGCUCAUCAAAGACCCAGCAGGCUGGUGGCUGGUGGAGAACGAGGACAAACAGUUGGCCUGGUUCCCUGCUCCUUACCUAGAGAUGUGUGAUGCAGAGAAGGAUGGAGAUGAAUUGGAUGGAAUUCCCUUGGGGGGAACUCUCUACUGCGCUGUGAGGAGUUACUCCACUAAGAAGCAUGACGAGGUGCCUGUUCCUAUUGGCUCUGUGGUCGAGGUGCUGAGGAAAUCAGACGAUGGAUGGUGGCUCAUCAGGUAUAAAGGCAGAACGGGCUACUCUCCCUCCAUGUACCUGCAGCCUUACAACAACCCACGUGCUGGCCUCCACAACCUGCAGAGAAAGCUGCACAGCUCCUCUCUCAAUCUGGCAACCCACAUGGACAGCUCUACUCUCAACUUGGCAUCCAGCAGAGACAGCCAAUCUGGCAACUGUUACCCACCCACACUGUAUGAGGAGACAGGGCUGCAGCAGCACACAUCAACCCAGACCAGGGAUGAUCCGUACCGGGUCUCCUGUCUCCAGAAGACCCGCUCUCUGGAGCUCCUGUCUGAGACCCGUCCCGACAUGGCCGUCCCUCCAUCCCAAAGAGAGAGAGAAGACCUUGAGUCAAAUCCGGAUCCAGCAAUCUGCAAGAGCAGCAUCAGCUGGACCAAGUCCUCCAACUCUGACAUCAGCUCGUCAGGCAAGAAUGUCAGGACGUCUUCUUCCAGCUGCAGUGAGGAGGAGCCCCAGAGCCCCCCAAACAGCCCCAGGUCUUCACCCCAGCUAAGGGAGAGCAACAAUGGCUGCAGCAUCCCAGAAAAGAGUAUGUCAUCCAGCCCUAUCUCCAGGUAUGAGACUGGGUCCUGUAAGAUGCCUACCACUGCACCCAGGGUGCCCCCGCGACCCAGGGCCCAGGAGAUCCUGACCCGGUGUACCACCAUGACCCGCAGGGCUGCCUUGGCCUCCAGAGGGAGGCUAUUCUCCCUGCAGGACCCCGUCCAGACCCACUAGAAAGGCUGGGAGCGGUGGCGGGGGAACUGGGAGAUGAGGUUAGGGUUAUGGGGAACCGUGGGUGGUGGAGUGUGGGGUUUUUGGGGUUACACUAUUCUCUCCAGGUUGACUUUACAUGAAGCGCAGUACUUUGAGUAUGGCUUGCAAUACUAGGGUUACAUUAGCAUACAAAUGCCUAUUCUGUAUGUUACGUUAACCAUAAUUCCAUCCAACCAUUUUUAUACGAGUAAAGUACCUGUUGAAUAAAAAAAUCACUACAGGACUGAUGGAAACGGUAUAAUUGUUAGUAAACUUUCUAAAUCUUGACAGAACAAAAUACGUAAAACAGGGGAAUAAGUUUUGGUCUGUGAAAUACACUCCAUGACCAAAAGUAUGUGAACAACUGCUUGUUGAACAUCUCCUUCCAAAAUCAUGGUCAUUAAUAUGGAGUUGGUCCCCCCUCUGUUUCUUUACCAGCCUCCACUCUUCUGGGAAGGCUUUCCACUACAUGUUGUAGCAGUACUUCCAUUCAGCCACAAGAGCAUUAGUGAGGUCGGGCACUGAUGUUGGGCGAUUAGGCCUGGCUCACAGUCGGCGUUCCAAUUCAUCCCAAAGGUGUUAGAUGGGUUUGAGGUCAGGGCUCUGUGCAGGCCAGUCAAGUUCUUCCACACCGAUUCCGACAAACCAUUUCUGUAUGGACCUCGCUUUGUGCACAGGGGUAUUGUCAUGCUGAAACAGUAAAGGGCCUUCCCAAAACUGUUGCCAAACAAUUGGAAGCACAUAAUCGCCUAGAAUGUCAAUGUUAUGCUGUAGUGUUCAGUUUUCCCUUCACUGGAUCUAAAAACAGCCCCAGACCAUUAUUCCUCCUCCACCAAACUUUACAGUUGGCACUAUUGGGGCAGGAAGUGUUCUCCUGACAUCCACCACACCCAGAUUCGUCCAUCGGACUGACAAAUGUUGAAUCGUGACUCAUUAUUCCAGAGAACACAUUACCACUGCUCCAGAGUCCAAUGGAGGCGAGCCUUAAACCACUCCAGCCUAUGCUUGGCAUGCUUGGUGAUCUUAGGCUUGUGUGCGGCUGCUCGGCCAUGGAAAACCAUUUUAGUUAUUGUGCUGACGUUGCUUCCAGAGGCAGUUUGUAACUCAGCAGUGAGUGUUGCAAUCAACUGAGGACAGAUGAUUUUUACGCGCUUCAGCACUUGGCAGUUCCGUGCUGUGAACUUGUGUGGCCUACCACCUCGCGGUUGAACCAUUGUUGCUCCUUGACGUUUACACUUCACAAUAACAUAACUUACAAUUUCUACCAGGGCAGAAAUUUGACAAACUGAUUUGUUGGAAAGGUGGCAUUCUAUGACUUCCAGAUUGAAAGUCACUGAGCUCUUCAGUAAGGCCAUUCUACUGACAGUGUUUGUCUAUGGAGAUUGCAUGGCGGCUUGCUCGAUUUUAUACACCUGUCAGCAACGGGUGUGGCUGAAAUAGCCAAAUCCACUCAUUUGAAGGGGUGUCCACAUACUUUUGUGUAUAUAGCGUAGAUCAUACACCAAAUGCAGUGGAAAUGCUUUAAUGUGCGUUUGUUGAGGAAUAAUCCUCAUGUGGCAGUCAACUUUCAGUCACGUGAUGUCAUGUUGUGUAGUCCUCCCACUACGACUUGGAGAAGCACACAGUUUAUUAGUCUACAGAUUCAAUUAGUAAUGAUGAACCUCACAGGGUGGUGAAAAUGCAUGGUGAUGAUGAGCUUGAAACUACUUAAAAUAUCCUAAUUUUAUGCUGGUGACAUGUUGUUUGGGGCUUGGCUGUCAAUUGACAAAUAAAUAUGAUCUUGCUUUUAUCCAUAAUCAGAUUUAAAGAUGGGAUGGAAACACAUUGUACUUAUCUUUUUAAUUAGUUAACUGAAAAAUUAUAUGACAAAGUGAUUUUUAUGUGCACUACGUAAUUACGCACAGCUUUUCACUUUCAUGAAGCCAGUCUUUCGACAAAUUGAUGGAACUCUAGCUAAUGUUGAACUUUAAAAUGUGUAGACAACUUUCUGAUGUUAUUUAUAAUUUAUAAACUAUUGCUAUUUAAUUAUACUUAUUUAAAUUACCAUGAAAUGCUCACAGGUUAUAAAGGUAGAAAUGAAUCGGCUACUAGUCUUAACCUUUUAAAGCCACACUAAUUUGUUCAUACCCUUAAAGAGUAGGCCCCAAACCAAAAAAACAUCAUUUGACAUGCAAAUAAUACUUAUUUUACUAGUCACUACUACUACUACUCCUAUUACUACACGGUAACAGCUGAAACAAGCACACAAAUGUUCACAAAAAUGUCCCUUUUCUAUUUUGAGAUGAAACAUUAUAUUCUGAUGAUAUUUUCAAUGCACCUUUCCUGUCUGAUUUUAAUAUGAAGGAAUGAGACACGCGGUUGUCUCCGAAAGAUACGGGAUCACACAGAAUUAAAUAUAGUAUGCUUGUAUGAUAUAAUUUGUAUCUACUUUGCUUUAAUAUUGUAUAAUGAUUUUCAUUAUGAUGUUGAAAUUGCGCAUUUGUUUCCAGAGGGGCAUUUUCAAGGGGGUUCAGUUUCAAUGUAUUAUUGAAAUGCAUAGAAAUGCUCUCAUUCUACCCCUUUAGAGUUGACCAAUGACUGGUUUGUUUGUUGUAGCCUACAUAUCAUUCUUCUGUUGGUGUCUGAAGUCACUGUUAUUCCAUACUGGAAUUUUACUGUAAGUAUUUAUCAUUACUGUCUGUAUGCCUUAUAUGCAAUCAACAUUAUCCUAUAAACUUAAUUCAAUAUAUUUGUCUUCUCUUUUUCCAAGUCAUAUUUGUAUUUUUACAGUGGUCAUGUUUCAUAUAUCUUCCACCUAUAUAGUAAUUAUGUAUUGUAUUUUACAGUAUUGUAUUGUACUUAUGUAUUGUAGUGGUCCUGUACGUGGCUCAGUUCAAAAGAGCAUGGCGCUAGCAACACCAGUACGGUAUUACAGUACCAUAUUGCCCCCCACCCAUCAAACAGGCCCCAGCAACUUCAUUUUGGACACAUGUUUACUGUACAGGGGAUGCAUUUCUUUCUUGUUGUGGACUUCCUGGAUAAUUGAAGUAUUGGUAUUGUAUUACUGCGCUAUAGGAGCUUUUUGCUGCACCUGUACGAGACCAAUAAACUUUGAUUUGAUUUGUUA